AUGGUCCUGGAGGAGGUGGAGUCGGACUGGGACGCGAAGGAGGAGGAGCGCAGGAGGGCAGAGGAGGAGGAAAGGCGGCAGGAGGCUGCGCGCCAAGAGGCUGCCCGCCUAGAGGCUGUGCGCCUGGACGCUGCACGCCUGGAGGCGGAGCGCCUGGAGGCUAAACGCCUGGAGGCUGAGCGCCUGGAGGCGGCGCGCAUAGCUGAGGAAAUGGCCCGCCAGGCAGCCGAGAGGGCCGUCAGACAGCUGGAGGAGGAGCAGGGCACCCAGAUAGCCCCGAUGGAGGAGCCAGACAAUGGAGAACAAUUACCAGAUAUCCAGGAGGAAGAGAAUGAGGAAGAGCCAGAGCUGCAGAGACUGCAGGAGGACAGUGAGGAGGAGCAAAAUAAGAUAGAGGCAGCUCCAGAGCCAGUGACCACUCAACCAGGUCAUGACAGCAAAGAGCCAUCUCCUACUGAUGAGAAAAAAGAAGAAGAUUCCGCAGAGAACGGCUGUGGAGUGAUGGUGAAAAGCUGCUUCUUGAAAGUCCCCCACGCUGCCGAGUGCCUUGACCACCUUACUAUACUGCUGAAGAACAAUAACAUCACCAUCGGCAGGCUAAAAGGCUCCUCGCUGUGUCACCUCCCCCAGCAGUGCUACCUCAUCAUCAGCCAUCGCUUUAGCACCCUGAACCCCCUGCGGGUGAACUCACUGGCCUCUUUUGGGGGGCUGUGUCGUGUCGUGCCGUGCUGUGCUGUGGUGUACCGUGCUGUGUCGUGGUGUAUUGUGCUGUGCCAAGUUAAACUACUAGAGAUAGUGGAACCUGCAGAUGAUUUAAAUGAGGGAGCUCCGGCCGUACCUGAAAUUGUUGUUGAGGAUGACCCGGAGGCAAUGGGCAUCACUCUGCCUGGACACGAAGGUGAGGGCCAGAAGACUGGUCUGCUUGCAGAGGACGGAGCUAAGCAGAGACCCGUCUCCUCAGCCAGCCAGUCGGGCAUCGUGGUACAUGAACGGCUGCAAGAGCUGGUGACGCUCUUCAAGGAGCGCACAGAGCGAGUCCGAGACCGCCUCAUAGACCCGGACGAGUCCGAAGAGGAGGAGGAGCCUCAGAAGCCCCCCGCUGCUGCUGCUCCCCCACCUCCCCCGCCCCCAGAGGAGAAGAAAGAGGCCCCCCCUGACGAACCGGAGGUGGCGGUGGAAGAAGAGCGAGCCUUUGAGUUCAUGGGCAAGCAGAUCAAAGUCCCCAAAUUCAAAAGGCCUCCACUGCCCGGCUGGAUCAGAAGCAUCAUCGAGUUCCGCUUCCCCGACAGCAUCGACCCCGUCACCAACAUGAUCUACAUUAUGUGGCUGUUUGUUGUGAUGUGCGCCUGGAACUGGAACGUGUGGCUCAUCCCCGUGCGGUGGGCCUUCCCCUAUCAGACCGACGAGAACAUCCACUGGUGGCUGCUCACCGACUACACCUGUGAUGUCAUCUACAUUGUGGACAUCCUGGUCUUCCAGCCAAGGCUGCAGUUUGUCCGCGCUGGAGACAUUGUGACGGAUAGAAAGGACAUGAAAGAGAACUAUCGGUCAACUCUGAGAUUCAAGAUGGAUAUGAUCAGUCUGUUUCCCCUGGACCUGUUAUACUUCAAGACAGGAGUUUUCUCUCUUCUGCGCUUCCCACGCAUUUUUAAGUACAUGGCGUUUUUCGAGUUCAACGACCGAAUCGAGGCCGUCAUGAGAAAAGCAUACAUUUACAGAGUAAUCAGAACUACUGCCUACCUGCUUUACUCCCUGCAUGUCAACGCCUGCCUGUAUUACUAUGGAUGUGACCUUCAAGGCCUGGGUACCACGAAGUGGCUCUACGAUGGCAGAGGGAACAAGUACAUACGUUGUUACUACUAUGCUGUAAAAACCCUGAUCACCAUUGGCGGCUUACCAGAUCCAUCCAAUGUCUUUGAAAUCACCUUUCAAGGGGUCAAUUACUUUGUGGGUGUGUUCGCCUUCUCCAUCAUGAUUGGACAGAUGAGGGAUGUCAUUGGAGCUGCCACAGCAGGAGACACAUACUAUAGAGCUUGCAUGGACAGCACCAGCAAGUACAUGACCACCUAUCGCAUUCCUAAUGAAGUCCAGAAUCGGGUCAAAACCUGGUAUGACUACACCUGGAAAUCACAAGGCAUGCUGGACGAGCAGGAAUUACUCAUGCAGCUACCACAUAAGAUGAGGCUCGAUAUUGCAGAGGAUGUGAACUUUGCCACCGUCAGUAAAGUUGCCCUCUUUCAGGGCUGUGACAGGCAGUUGAUUUUUGAUAUGCUUACAAGGCUGAAGUCUGUUGUCUACCUCCCAGGGGACUUCGUCUGUAAAAAGGGGGAGAUUGGUCGUGAAAUGUACAUCAUUAAAGCAGGAGAAGUACAGGUGGUGGGCGGCCCUGACCUGAAGAUCGUGUUUGUGACCAUCAAAGCAGGCUCUGUGUUUGGGGAAAUCAGUCUUUUAGCAGGAGCCGGCGGCAACAGGCGAACAGCGAACGUCAAGGCUCACGGCUUUGCCAACUUGAUGAUUCUGGAUAAGAAGGACCUGGCAGCAAUUCUGGAGAACUAUCCAGAGUCCCAGAAGCUUCUCCGCAAGAAGGCCAAGAAAAUGUUGACAAAGGACAAGAAACCGGAAACAGCAGAGGGCAAGAAAGCGGAAGAAGUAAUCCCACCACCCUCAGAGACGCCCAAGCUCUUCAAAGCUGCCCUGGUCGUCACCGAACAGGCGGGAAUCAAAGGCACCUUUGCCAAGCUGAAAGAAAAAGAGGAGGCUGGAGGCUUGGAGCUGCCCUCCACAAGCCAGCCACCCCAGACCCCCGUGCGUAAGCGCUCGCCCAUACCAAAGACCAUGGCCCAGGAGACAGAUGACACAGUGGCCGAGACGGCCGAUAGCAGCAUGUUGAUCCGCAUGACCCCGCGCCGCGAGGGGGAGGAGGUCCUGUCUGUGGAAAAGGGAGCGGAGCAGAAAAAGUAGGAAAAAUGAGAAGAGCAGAGCAAAAGAGAAAAGAAGAAAAGGACAUCAGAAAACAAGGGAAAAUUAGGAAAAAAUGGAAUGAGGGAAGAAAGAAUCAGAGUUCAA
Molecule: messenger RNA, 3066 nt
Organism: Engraulis encrasicolus (European anchovy)
Lineage: Eukaryota; Metazoa; Chordata; Actinopteri; Clupeiformes; Engraulidae
Gene: cngb1a
Product: cyclic nucleotide gated channel subunit beta 1a
Exons: 25
Coding region: 1-2961 (986 amino acids)
Biological process (GO): monoatomic cation transmembrane transport; retina homeostasis
Cellular component (GO): plasma membrane; intracellular cyclic nucleotide activated cation channel complex; photoreceptor outer segment
Molecular function (GO): intracellularly cGMP-activated cation channel activity; intracellularly cAMP-activated cation channel activity; protein-containing complex binding
Source: RefSeq, a predicted model, not a curated record